AUGUUAGGAGAACUCAAUUUUUUCUUGGGGCUACAAGUUAAGCAAUCUGAUGAGGAAAUUUUCAUUUCACAAAGCAAGUAUGCCAAGAAUCUGGUGAAGAGAUUUGGGCUCGAGACUGCCAAGCCUGCUAAAAUACCCAUGGGAACCACAAUCAAACUUUCCAACGAUGAAAAUGUGACCCAAGUGGAUCCAACUCUUUACAGGAGUAAGAUUGGCAAUCUUCUAUACUUAACUGCUAGUCGCCCAGACAUUAGUUAUAGUGUUGGAGUGUCUGCUCGAUUUCAAGGAAACCCAAUGGAAUCAAAUAUGACUGCUGUAAAAAGAAUUAUUCUUUAUGUGAAAAAUACUCUAGAAUUUGGUAUAUGGUACUCAAAAGAAACAGACUCUAACCUUGUGUGCUAUAGUGAUACAGAUUGGGCAGGAAACACUGAUGACCGUAAAAGUACAAGUGGUUGA
Molecule: messenger RNA, 456 nt
Organism: Humulus lupulus (European hop)
Lineage: Eukaryota; Viridiplantae; Streptophyta; Magnoliopsida; Rosales; Cannabaceae
Exons: 1
Coding region: 1-456 (151 amino acids)
Source: RefSeq, a predicted model, not a curated record